CGCGAAGAUAAGAGUUUCCCCGAAACCCUCUCGCUCUCUCUCUCUUCCUCCUUUCCCUGCUUCCGGUCGCCCCAUUCUUUGACCCAGCUCUCCUUUCAAUCUCGCCGGAGGAGGAAGAGAGACGAGAAGCAGCUACGCCUUGGAGAGGAUCCUGGAGGAUACGACCAUGGAUGAGAUCGCCGACCACCCUGGUCUAACUGCGGUGGCUCGCAGGCUCGAAGACGAGGAGGACGAGGGGGACGUCUGCAGGAUCUGUCGGAAUCCAGGCGACGCGGAUAAUCCUCUUCGAUACCCUUGUGCUUGCAGUGGAAGCAUCAAGUUUGUCCACCAGGAUUGCCUUCUCCAGUGGCUUAAUCACAGCAACGCUCGCCAGUGCGAGGUGUGCAAGCAUGUAUUUUCCUUCUCCCCGCUUUAUGCUGAAAAUGCUCCUGCUAGACUACCCUUUCGAGAGUUUGUCAUUGGGAUGGCAAUGAAAGCAUGCCAUGUUCUUCAAUUCUUUCUACGACUUGCUUUUGUUCUUUCAGUCUGGCUUCUCAUAAUACCUUUCAUUACAUUUUGGAUAUGGCGCAUGACAUUUGUAAGGAGUUUUGGUGAAGCUCAGAGGCUUUUCUUGAGUCACUUAUCUGCUCCCUUGAUUCUUACGGAUUGUCUACAUGGGUUUUUACUCUCUGCUAGCAUUGUAUUCAUCUUUCUUGGUGCAACUUCACUUCGAGAUUAUUUCAGACAUCUUCGAGAACUUGGGGGACAUGAUGCAGAUGAUGAAGGGCAAGAAAGGCAGGGUGCUCGUGCUGCUAGGAGAGCUGCAAAUAGGCCCCAGGCUGUUGAGGGAAAUGCUGAAGAUGGAGUUGGAGCUCCAGGGAUUGUAGGAGCAGGGCAAAUAAUUAGAAGAAAUGCAGAAAAUGUUGCUGCCCGCCUGGAAAUGCAAGCAGCACGUCUUGAAGCACAUGUGGAGCAGAUGUUUGAUGGACUUGAUGAUGCAGAUGGUGCAGAAGAUGUACCUUUUGAUGAACUUGUUGGUAUGCAAGGGCCUGUCUUCCAUUUAGUUGAAAAUGCAAUAACUGUUCUAGCAAGCAAUGCUAUUUUUCUCGGAGUUGUAAUUUUCAUCCCCUUCUCACUUGGGAGGAUUGUUCUUUACUAUCUCUCUUGGCUUUUUUCUUCUCCAUCAAGUCCAAUAUUUACAGCCAUGCCAGUCACCGAGUCAGCCCUGUCUUUGGCUAACAUUACCUUAAAGAAUGCUCUUGCGACAGCGAAUAACUUAUCUGAAAACAGUGAUGAUGGUGUUCUUAGCCAAGUGAUUGAGGCCGUUGUUGGCUCCUCAAAAUUCAAUGCAACUGGAAUUAAUGAGGUCCCAAACAGCAUCAACAAUUCCAUUUUACUGAAUGGGACAGGCUCAUCUCGUCUUUCUGAUGUUACUACUCUUGCAGUUGGGUAUAUGGUCAUAUUCUGUCUAGUCUUCUUUUAUCUUGGGCUUUUUACUUUAAUUCGAUAUACCCGAGGUGAGCGUUUGACCAUUGGAAGGCUUUAUGGAAUUGCCUCGAUAGCAGAUGCAAUUCCUUCUCUCUUUAGACAAUUUUUAUCAGGAAUGAGACAUCUGAUGACUAUGGUCAAGGUUGCUUUUCUUUUGGUGAUUGAGCUCGGUGUCUUUCCUUUGAUGUGUGGAUGGUGGCUUGAUGUUUGCACUUUAAGGAUGCUUGGAGGAACAUUUGCUAAAAGAGUUGAAUUCUUUUCACACUCUCCAUUGACAAGCUCCUCAAUUCAUUGGCUUGUUGGGAUAAUUUAUAUGUUACAAAUAAGUGUCUUUGUUAGUCUUCUCCGUGGGGUAUUGAGAAAUGGGGUUUUAUAUUUCCUACGAGACCCAGCAGAUCCAAAUUAUAAUCCAUUCCGGGAUCUAAUUGAUGAUCCAGUUCAUAAACAUGCUCGACGAGUAUUGUUAUCUGUUGCUGUUUAUGGUAGCUUGAUUGUGAUGCUUGUGUUUCUACCCGUUAAUCUUGCAAUGCGCUUGGCUCCUUCCAUUUUUCCACUUGACAUUACUAUCUUUGAUCCAUUUACAGAGAUUCCUGCAGAUGUACUUCUGUUUCAAAUCUGUAUCCCCUUCGCAAUUGAACAUUUCAGGCCACGUGCUACCAUCAAAGCCCUUUUACGCAGAUGGUUUACGGCAGUUGGCUGGGCUCUUGGCUUAACUGAUUUCUUGCUCCCAAGACCUGAGGAAAAUGGCCGGCAGGAAAAUGGUAAUGUUGAAGUACUAAGGAGAGAGAGAUUGCAUGAUGCACACCAAGCUUUGGGGCCACAUCGUCAGCCUUUGGGACAUCUAAUUGCUGCUGAAGAUCAUGAUAGACGGGGUCAUGCUAUUGUCCAUACUGAUGUUGAUGAAGAGUCGGAUGUUGACGAUCAAGCUGAUUCAGAAUAUGGCUUUGUACUUCGCAUUGUGUUAUUGCUGGUCUUGGCAUGGAUGACUCUUCUGCUUUUUAAUGCAACAGUUAUUGUUGUACCCAUUUCACUUGGACGUGCAAUAUUUAAUGCAGUUCCUCGUCUCCCUUUCACUCAUGGUAUCAAGUGUAAUGAUCUCUUUGCUUUCAGUAUUGGUUGUUAUCUCAUCUGGACCAUUAUGGCUGGAACCAGCUAUUCAGCUGAUUAUAUUAGAACCCGGCGGGCCAGUCAUCUUAUUUCGCAAAUUUGGAAAUGGUGUUCCAUUAUUUUGAAAAGCUCAGCCCUUCUUUCUAUAUGGAUCGUUGUCAUUCCUGUUCUGAUUGGUCUGCUUUUUGAGUUGCUGGUGAUUGUGCCAAUGAGAGUUCCUGUGGAUGAAAGCCCAGUUUUCCUUCUGUAUCAGGAUUGGGCUCUUGGUUUGAUAUUUCUGAAGAUCUGGACAAGAUUGGUUAUGCUGGAUCAGAUGGCACCAUUGGUGGAUGAGAGCUGGCGGGAGAAGUUUGAAAGAGUGAGAGAAGAUGGAUUCUCAGGAUUGAGAGGCUUUUGGAUUCUUCGCGAGAUUGUGAUCCCCAUCAUCACCAAGCUACUGACUGCACUUUGUGUUCCCUACGUCUUUGCAAAGGGUGUGUUCCCCAUUCUUGGCUAUCCACUGAUAGUGAAUUCUACCGUAUAUCGGUUUGCUUGGCUGGGUUGCUUGCUCUUCAGUAUGCUCUACUUCUGUGCCAAAAGAUUCCAUGUUUGGUUCAUGAACCUCCACAAUGCCAUUCGUGAUGAUCGCUAUUUGAUUGGACGAAGAUUGCACGACUUUGGGGAUAAUGCAUUUCAGUCGAGGGGUAAUGAAUUCUCGGACUCGCCUGAAAUGGAGUUAGUUCGUGAUCGUGGAGUCGAUAUUGGAUUGAGGUUGCGACAUGCUAAUCAACGUGCGAACCUGUAAGGCAAGCUCUGUAGAUUUGAAUGCACUCUUGUAAGUUUUUUUAUUGGAGCUGCUAUUUGCAUUAGUUCAUAAUAUUUUGCUGUAUAUUUUAGCAGUAGAGGUGGCAUGUUUUAUGUUAUGUAAACAAGUUCACAGCAGUUUGACUUCUGGCUUGUGAUACAUGUAAACGUCGGUAGUGUUUUGCACCUUCAUGAGAGUAUUUGAAACGGUAUUCUCAUGAGAUUCAUUGUGCUCCAACCCGUUAAUACACCAAAAAUUUAUGCUCUAAUGUUGAUAGAAAGUUCAUUUUAAAUACA
Dendrobium catenatum is the source of this 3654-nucleotide messenger RNA. Its product is annotated as probable E3 ubiquitin ligase SUD1. The record is from RefSeq and is a predicted model, not a curated record. Gene Ontology annotation, molecular function: zinc ion binding. Gene Ontology annotation, cellular component: endoplasmic reticulum membrane. NCBI's taxonomy places the organism in Eukaryota, Viridiplantae, Streptophyta, Magnoliopsida, Asparagales, Orchidaceae. Bases 167 to 3358 code for a protein of 1063 amino acids. The transcript is spliced from 9 exons.